AUGUCGAGUGCUACAAAACUACUUACUGAAUGGCCCCGACUGGCUGUUAUUUCGGUCAUCUUGCUCUCCAUCUUCAGAUUCACAAUCUACCCGGUGUUUCUAUCGCCAUUGUCCAAAGUUCCUGCGGCACAUCCCCUUGCUCCUAUUACUGGAGCUUGGAUCAAAUGGCACAGAUGGCACGGCACCUCCUACGAAAUUAUACAAGCAGCCUUUGAAAGAUGCGGCCCAUAUAUCCGCCUUGGUCCGGCUGAGAUCGCCACCAACUGCAAAGAAGGGUUCGACAGCGCCUAUGGAAAUGGGAAGAGAAACUUUGACAAAGCAUCUGUCUAUAAUUAUUUUGUGAACUUUAGGUAG
Messenger RNA from Trichophyton rubrum CBS 118892, 354 nucleotides. RefSeq lists its product as uncharacterized. The transcript has a single exon. The record is from RefSeq and is a predicted model, not a curated record. Bases 1 to 354 code for a protein of 117 amino acids. NCBI's taxonomy places the organism in Eukaryota, Fungi, Ascomycota, Eurotiomycetes, Onygenales, Arthrodermataceae.